Sphaeramia orbicularis (orbiculate cardinalfish) is the source of this 4639-nucleotide messenger RNA. RefSeq names its product zinc finger protein 271-like. Gene Ontology annotation, biological process: regulation of transcription by RNA polymerase II. The transcript has 7 exons. Gene Ontology annotation, molecular function: DNA-binding transcription activator activity, RNA polymerase II-specific; RNA polymerase II cis-regulatory region sequence-specific DNA binding. The record is from RefSeq and is a predicted model, not a curated record. The coding region runs from base 536 to 4153 and encodes 1205 amino acids. Gene Ontology annotation, cellular component: nucleus. NCBI's taxonomy places the organism in Eukaryota, Metazoa, Chordata, Actinopteri, Kurtiformes, Apogonidae.
CCGGCCGCGGUGUCCGGUCCAUUAGUGGUUAGCUUAGCGGCUAAACGUGGGGCUUGAAAACAGAGUUUAAUGCGGUUUUCCGCCGGUUUAACUGGGUCUAAAGUGGAUCAGGGUUCCGGUACCGACAGGACAGACGGAGUUCCUCACGCGUUGUGACACCGAGCUGGAGCUUUUUUCUCAGGAAUUCCCUAUAAAGACUGUUUUUCUUCUUACAAGCCCUUUCCAAUCCUUUAGUUAACCAUGACGACGACUGGCUUCCACAACCCGCCUCCACCGGCCAGUUCCUCUGCAAUGCCGAUUUGAGUUUGAGGCCGGGAGGACCUCCCGCGGGGGUGUUUUCCCCACCAUUCCUCCAUGUCCCUUCUGCACCAGAACUGUUGCGAGCGAGACCAAGACGCCCCAUCUCCCCAAGGGGUUCGCUAGAUGGAAUUGGCUGCGCUUCUGCAUUGGCGGUGCAGAAACAGGGCAAGAAGACAAAGUGAGAGAUCUCCCAGCUCUAAAAAACACACCAAAACUGGUCUGAGACCAGUUUGGGAUGUCACUUCCUACUGCAGAGCAAAGCAGAGCCCACUGUACCCUCCCCAUGGGAGAAAAACCACAUAGUUGUGACCAGUGUGGGAACACUUUCACCAAAGUAGGCGACCUUAUGAAACACAACUGCAUCCACAUCGGAGAGAAAAUGUACAGCUGUGACUUCUGUGGAAAAGCUUUCAGUACAGCAAGCGUCCUUACAACACACCAACGCAUUCACACUGGAGAGAAACCAUUCAGCUGUGACCAAUGUGGGAAGAACUUCACCCAAGCGAGCGACCUCAGGCGACACCAACGCAUCCACACUGGGGAAAAACCUUAUCUCUGUGACCAGUGUGGGAAAGCGUUUGCAACAGCAGGUGGACUCCAAAUACACCAUCGCAAUCACACUGGUGAGAAACCAUACAGUUGUGACAUCUGUGGAAAAGCCUUCACUAAGGUGAGUGUCCUAACGACACACCAACGCAUCCACACUGGAGAGAAACUGUACAACUGUGACUUCUGUGGAAAAGCUUUCACCACAGCAAGUGCCCUCACAACACAUCUACGUGUACACACUGGAGAGAAGCCAUACGCUUGUGAGCAGUGUGGGAAAGCUUUUUCAACAGCAGCUGGACUUCAGAAACACUGCCACAUCCACACUGGUGAAAAACCGUAUAGCUGUGACCAAUGUGAGAAGAAAUUCAAUCAAAUGAGCAACCUCAGACGACACCGACUUGUCCACACUGGAGAAAAACCAUUUACCUGUGACCAAUGUGGGAAGAACUUCUCUCAAGCUAGUGACCUCACGAAACACAAACGCAUCCACACUGGAGAGAAACUGUACAGCUGUACCUUCUGUGGAAAAGCUUUUUCUACAACAACUGUUCUCAGGACACACCAACGUAUCCACACUGGAGAGAAACCAUUCAGCUGUGAGCAAUGUGGGAAGAACUUCAUCCAAGCAAGUGACCUCACGAAACACAAACGUAUCCACACUGGAGAGAAACCUUAUUCCUGUGAUCAGUGUGGGAAGCCUUUUAAAACCGCCGGCGACCUCAUGAAACACCAACGCAUCCACAAUGGAGAGAAACCCUACACCUGUGACCAGUGUGGGAAGGCUUUUACAUCAGCAGGUGGACUCCAAAAACACCAACGCAUCCAUAACAGAGAGAAACCAUUCAGCUGUGACCAAUGUGGGAAGAACUUUACCCAAAGGAGCGAUCUCACAAAACACCAAUGUAUUCACAGUGGAGAGACACCCUACAGCUGCGACUUAUGCAGAAAAACCUUCAGCUCAGCAGGUGAUCUCAGAACACACCAAUGCAUCCACACUGGAGAGAAACCAUUCUCGUGUGACAAAUGUGGGAAGAAAUUCAACCGCAUGGGCGACCUCACGAGACACAAACGCGUCCACAUUGCAGAGAAACCAUUCAGCUGUGACCAGUGUGGAAAGAGCUUCAUCAAUAUGAAUGACCUCACAAAACAUCAACGCAUUCACGUUGGAAAGAAACCAUAUACCUGUGGCCAGUGUGGGAAGGCGUUUGGAACAGCAAAUGGAAUGCAACGACAUAACCGCAGGCACACUGGAGAGAAACUACAGACCUGUGACUUGUGUGGAAAAACGUUUACGACAGCAGGUACCCUCAGGGCACACCAACGCAUUCACACUGGAGAGAAACCAUUUGGCUGUGACCAAUGUGGGAAGAACUUCAUCAAUGCAAGCGACCUUAAGAAACACCAACGAAUCCACACUGGAGAGAAACUAUACACCUGUGACCAAUGUGGGAAGAAGUUCACGCAAGCAAUUGUCCUCAAGAACCACCAACGCAUCCACACUGGAGAGAAACCCUAUGCCUGUGAUCACUGUGGGAAGCUUUUUAAAACAGCAGGCGAAUUCCAAAAACACCGUCGCAUCCACACUGGUGAGAAACCUUACAGUUGUGACAAGUGUGGAAAAGCUUUCAGAUUCUCUUCCAGCCUAUACAAUCACCACCUCACACACACCAAGCGGAUCGUCAUCCCAUGUGAGGUGUGUGGGAAGAUAUUUUCAACACCCUCCGGUUUGCGCUAUCACCAGCGUACCCACACCAGGAAAAAUUCUACCAGUGCAGACCAUGUGACAGAUCCUUUGCAACCGCAACUCUGUGCGCCAAACAUGAGUAUUCUAAAUAUGUCCACAAAGGAGCCAGCAGAACACCUGGACCAGUUUGGGAUGUCGCUUCCUACUGCAGAGCAGAACAGAGCCCACUGUCGCCUCCCAGUGGGAAAAAAACCACACAGUUGUGACCAGUGUGGGACGGCCUUCAGCAAAGUAGGCGACCUCAUGAAACACCAACGCAUCCACAAUGGAGAGAAACCCUACACCUGUGACCAGUGUGGGAAGCCUUUUGCAACAGCACCUGGACUCCGAAUACAUUACCGCUUCCACACUGGAGAGAAAUUGUGCAGCUGUGACAUCUGUGGAAAAAUUUUCACUAAGGCAUGUGUCCUUGCAACUCAUCAGCGUAUGCACACCGGAGAGAAGUCUUUCCACUGUGACCAGUGUGGGAAGGCUUUUACAUCAGCAGGUGGACUCCGAAAACACCAACGCAUCCAUAACGGAGAGAAGCCCUUCAUCUGUGACCUCUGUGGAAAAACUUGCACUACGGCAAGCAUCCUCAAGAUACACGAACGCAUGCAUACUGGAGAGAGACCAUUCAGCUGUGACCAAUGUGGGAAGAACUUUAUCCAAAGGAGCGAUCUCACAAAACACCAACGUGUUCACAGUGGAGAGAAACCCUACAGCUGCGACUUCUGUAGAAAAACUUUCAGCUCAGCAGGUGAUCUCAGGACACACCAACGCAUCCACACUGGAGAGAAACCAUUCUGGUGUGACCAAUGUGGGAAGAAAUUUAACCUUGCAGGCAACCUCACGAGACACAAACGCAUCCACAUUGCAGAGAAACCAUUCAGCUGUGACCAGUGUGGAAAGAGCUUCAUCCAUGUGAAUGACCUCACAAAACAUCAACGCAUUCACGCUGGAAAGAAACCGUAUACCUGUGGCCAGUGUGGGAAGGCAUUUGGAACAGCAAAUGGAAUGCGAAGACACCACCGCAGGCACACUGGAGAGAAACUACAGACCUGUGACUUUUGUGGGAAAGCGUUUACAUCAGCAGAUGCCCUCAGGACACACCAACGUAUUCACACUGGAGAGAAACCAUUUGGCUGUAACCAAUGUGGGAAGAACUUCACCAAUGCAAGUGACCUUAGAAAACAUCAACGCAUCCACACUGGAGAGAAACUAUACACCUGUGACCAAUGUGGGAAGAAGUUCAUCCAAGCAAAUGUCCUCAAGAACCACCAACGCACCCAUACUGGAGAGAAACCCUAUGCCUGUAACCAGUGUGGGAAGGCUUUUACAAGACUCGCUGCAGUCCGAGAACACCACAGCAUCCACACUGGUGAGAAACCAUAUCACUGUGACAAGUGUGGAAAAGCAUUCAGAACCUCAUCGAACCUACGCCAUCACCGGCUCAAACACACCAGGGAGAUGGUGAUCCCAUGCGAGGUGUGUGGGAAAAUAUUCUUGACACCGCACACUUUCCGCUAUCACUGGCGUACCCAUUCCAAGGAAAAAAGUCUUCCAGUGCAGACUAUGUGACAGAUCCUUCCUGACUGCCACUCUACACGCCAAACAUGAAUGUUCUAAAUAAGCUCAUGCAGGAGUCAAAUAGAACCAUUGUGAAAUGGACGACCAUCCUCCAGAGUCGGGGUCUGCUCGAGCUUUCUGCCUAUUUGAAGGAACUUUGUCUUCACCACUGUAACCAGGUGUUUGCUCCUGGAGGAUUCUGUUGGUGUCUGUGAAUCGGCUUAAGAGUCUGGUUUAAAUCAGCUCUAAAUGUAAAGUGACACGAGAUCAUCUUUAUGUCUCUAUAUGAAUAAAAUUUGACUGAUGAUAAUCCACAGCUCCAAGAGUAUUUUUUUAUAUUUACAUACCUUCUUAAAUUAAUCUCUUGAAAUUACUUUCAAAGAACAUGACACCCAGGUGUCAUCUAUGUAUUUCAUAUACAGUAUAAUUCAGCCCAAAUGUAAAUAGAGCACAAAAUAAAUCUGCUGAGGUGAACAGAGACAAUGCAUCUUGAUCUAA